ACGCUGUCCAAAAAAAAAAGAAAAAAGGGGGAAGGGGGCGCAACAUCGCAGUAAAAUAUUAACCUUGAAAGACUCCACUGCGUUACCAUAGUUUUCUGCACCGGUGCAUAUAUAUUAGCUUAUAUUCAUAAAUAUAUAUGCAUGUAUUUGUCUUCGCAUUGAUUAAAAAAAAAGAUUAAUGUGCCUUUUUCUCACUAUUAAGAGAAGUUACCCGCGAGGCAGAGAAAGAAGACAGAAAGCAACAGUUUUCUGUUUGGCUUAAAAGCCAAAUAUUUUUUUUUUUAAAAAAGGCAUUGCAUCAACGGGCUUUUGAACUCUCUAGGAUAUUUUAAAAAGUCGCUUAUUUCGACUGAAACCUGUGGGACGGGAGAAGUGGGAGAAAGGAAGAAGAGGAAGAGGCUGCAGUCGCCGGAGCCACGCAGUGGACAGUGGUGAUUUAGGGACCUUCCCUGUCAUCGUGCUCCAGGCGGCAGGAGGUCGGGUGCGAACGCUGGUCCCGAGAGAGCGCCAGCGCGCGGAGAACUCUUCCAGAGAGGAGCCGAGUCGCCCCUCAUGGGAAAUAGCUGGGCCAAUGGACCACGAGACGAGGAGCAUCUGAAGGAGCAUGCCGAUUCGGAUAUGGGGAUACCCAGAUUUUUUGCUGUGCUGUUGAUGAUUCUAGAGUACUCUCGCCUAGGACGCCCUGCCCUGCUACGCCCCAUCUGUGACUCUCGCGUCCUGGACCGCUUCAUCAGGGAGGCCCGCGACACGGAGAACGCCAUGAGGACGUGCAAGGAGGGCUGUGGUUGGACAGAGCCUCUCGCUGUCCCCUUCACCAGCGUCAACUUCAACGAGUGGGAGAGCAAAGAUAGCCGGGAGCAGGAAGAGGAGGUCCAGUCUGGGUUGAGGCUACUGACCCAGGCCAUUUCCACAGCAAGAACCACUGUCACCAACACGGGCCUGCAGGAGCUCAUAGACACCAGCUACAGCAACCUGUACAGUAUAAGGCAGAUACUGAAGAGCUUAAACAUACAGGAGGGUGGGCCGUCAGCCUCAGUGAUGCCAGGGGAGAUGUGGCAAGUGUCCAGCCUGGCAGAGCUGUUCCGGGUUCACACCAACUUCCUGCGAGGCAAGGUCCGCCUGCUGCUCAGCCAAGCUAAGGCGUGUCAGAAGAAUGGAAGCUGAUUGGUCAGAGCAGGGGUGGGGCAGGGUUUCAGGAGCGAUACCUGAUUGGCUGAAUUAGGGGUGUGGAGCGGAAAGAUGGCAGCUGAUUGGGCCAAAACCAAGGAAUAGAGGUGUGAAGACAUGGCUUUGGCCUAGGACCUAUGGAAGAGACCAUUAGGAGUGGAAAGAGUUUGUGAGACAUGGAUUUUUAUCUCUUGAUUGAGGCUUGGUAACCAGACAGAGAAGAAACUGGAGCACUGAUGAACUUACUACAGAAGGGCUGAUCCAAACACUGCUGCCCCACGUAUCUGUCAUGAGACUGUCGGUAGUUCCGUCAGUCUGGGCUAAAGAGGCAAGCUUUAAUCCUACAGUGCUUUCUACACACAGCUGUUUCAUCUCUUCCACAUCUGUGAUUCCUGAUUUCCUGGGUUUGGGCACGAUGCAGUUUUCCCUUUUGCCACCACCUCCAGACUGGAUCGACAGACAGGCUCAUUCCGCUGGUGGGAAGUGCAGAGCAGCUCGGGGGGAGGGCGGGGAGCGCUUGUGUGGCAGUCGUCAUCGUUGGCCCCCCCCACGUCUCUGGCUGAGCCAGUUCACCCUCCACCAUCGAUCGCGAACGUGAGAAGAGAAAAGACGUCUUUUGCUUCCUCGACUGGGAAUCGCCCAGUGUUAACCCACACAGCACACUUCUCUGGCAGCCCAUACGCCAGCAGGGGGAGCCGACGAGCGGCGCAAGCAGGCCUCCUUCGUCCCACUCCGCAAGAUCCUGCAUGGAGUGUGAAGGCAGAGCCGGGCUGGAACCAAAGACAUGACGGACAACAUUCACUACGCUUAAUGACAUUAGCAAACAUGUUUUUCCUGGAUCAGGGGAUUUCAUGCUACAGUCUGCAGAUAUCCAGGAUGUGGGUGUGGAUUCUAUAUGCUGCACACGCCUGAGCCAGGCUCCUCCUCCUUCCCCCUCCUUCUCCGGCUCGUCCACGGCCCAAUCCCUCCGCAGGUGUGUUCGGAGGAGCCUCUGCAGGACAGAUCCUACCCGAGCGCGGGAUUCCUCAGAGGAGGGUGGUUUUAUCAAUCGAACUGGUGGGCAGGUGGGCGAGCUGCGCUCGAGGAGUCAAAGCAGGGUCUCGGCCCCCCUUUCUCUCAAUGUUAUCCGCCCAGCAUGCCACUCCUACAGCUAAAGCAUGUUCCUGUCGGACAUGGCCUUCCCAGUCUGGCGCUGGGAGAGGGAGAGCAGUGUGGAGAUUCACAGCCAGGCCCCAGGGAUCCCCUGGAGAGACAGAGGCGAACCUGAGGCUGGGACACUCGGGGCACACGCUCCGAAUGACCAAUCCCGCCAGGACAAACGCUCCUCCCCAUCGCCUAGCUUCCUUCCUGUCCCUCUCCCGGCCAUGAGAAACCACGGUCAUCGGAAUUCUGGAGUUUGCGUGUUCCUGUCCAUGUUCUGUUUUUAUUAUCCCUUUCCGGAUGCGUUGCGGGUCUUAAGUUAUGUUGUACAGAUUCUCUGAUACAGGUUCUUUGUUUUUUCACAGAGCUAUUUGCUAUUUAAAUAAAAAAUAUUAUUCUUAGAUAAAACGGAAAAAA
This is a messenger RNA of Lepisosteus oculatus (spotted gar), 2724 nucleotides long. RefSeq names its product erythropoietin a (gene epoa). Gene Ontology annotation, molecular function: hormone activity; cytokine activity; erythropoietin receptor binding. Gene Ontology annotation, cellular component: extracellular region. The record is from RefSeq and is a predicted model, not a curated record. Lineage: Eukaryota; Metazoa; Chordata; Actinopteri; Semionotiformes; Lepisosteidae.